AUGGCAACUCCAGAGCCUCUACCAUCUCCUCCACUGUCAGACUCUGAUAACUGCAGCUCACCAAAGGCCCCAGUUGAAACUCUUACAUCUCUGAUCAAAUCCACUUAUAAGACAUCGAAUGUCAACUUCUUUGUGAAUGGCCAACCUGUUACCGUCAAGAAUCCGAACCCAGACUGGGUUCUAUUAGACUGGAUUCGAGCACAAGAUAGCCUUAAAGGCACAAAGCUGGGAUGUGGAGAAGGCGGCUGCGGUGCAUGCACCGUCGUUCUGCAAGUGGCCGAGCCGGGAAAGCUUGUUCGACAUCUUGCUGUCAACGCUUGUCUUUAUCCUCUUAUCGGAGUCGACGGCAAAAGUCUGAUCACAGUUGAAGGGCUUGGUUCGGUGAACAAUCCACAUCCUUUACAAGAGAGAAUCGCAAAAAUGCAUGGCACACAAUGCGGCUUUUGUACACCCGGAAUUGUGAUGAGCUUAUAUGCUUUGAUCAGAAAUUCUUAUCGAAACGGCAAGUUUCAUCUCACACUCUCGGACGUAGAGCUCCAAGGCCACCUCGACGGGAACCUUUGUAGAUGUACUGGAUAUAAGCCAAUUUUUGAAGCGGCCCGCACGUUUGUCACGGAAGACCUCAAGGGUCUCAUUGCCGAACAUGACGACGGCAGGACCCGAGAAUCUAGUCCGGAUACGUUAGACGGAGACGACAGUCUUCUGCAACUGGCUAAUAAGUCUGGAUCGUGUGGCCGACCUGGUGGUUGUUGUCGAGAUAAGCCCAAGCCUGCAGAGCUCAACGAACUAGAUGUUCAGCCUAGCCUUAGUCCUCCUGUUUCCGACGAUGAUGACACUGGCUUUCCUUUCAAGACAAAGAGUUCUAUAUUCUGCGGUCUACAAGACGAUUGUUGUGGCGGGGCAAAGGAAGGAUCAUGUUGUCGUUCUGCUCCAUCGAGUGGGAUACCAGUUAAACCAGUCGAAACUCCAAUUUCACCACCAAGGUCUACUAGGGCAUCAAUCACAUCAGUCUCAUCAGAAGAUCUCAUUACCAAGCAGACUUUUAUGUCGUACGAACCUGCAACAGAACCAAUUUUCCCACCUACGCUUUGGAAGUACCAACCCCAGCCAAUAUGUUAUGGAGAUAAUCGUAGGCUAUGGUUCAGGCCAACAACGUUGGAGCAACUUAUCCAGUUGAAGGCUGCGUAUCCUUCAGCAAAAAUCGUCGGCGGUGCCAGCGAAACCCAAAUUGAGGUCCGUUUUAAGAAGAUGAAUUACCAAGUCUCCAUCUUCGCAGCAGACAUCACCGAGCUCAGCUUGUAUCGAGGCCCUGGUAGUCCGACCCAGUCAGAACUUGGAGCCCUCAACGAGAUCUCCAUACCGGGGAAUAUGACAUUGAGCAAAGUUGAAGAACUCUGCAAGUCCCUGUACCAGGAGCUUGGUCGCCGUGGUUUUGCCCUUGAGGCGCUCCGAAAGCAGCUUCGGUAUUUUGCGGGGCGUCAGAUUCGGAAUGUUGCCAGUCUUGCCGGGAGCCUAGCUACAGCUAGCCCAAUAUCUGACUCUGCGCCUGUGCUUCUAGCAGCUGGGGCGAAGGUUGUUGUACGAUCUCAAUCUAAAGGCACUCUUGAUAUCCCGCUUUCCUCAUGGUUCAUUCGGUAUCGAACCACAGCCCUACCACAAGACGGCGUUAUCACCCAGAUUGCCAUACCGUUACCGCCUGAAAAUGUACAAGAGGUGACAAAGGCUUACAAACAAGCCAAAAGAAAGGACGACGACAUCGCUAUUGUUACCGCCGGUUUAAGAGUUCGGCUUAACGAAGAUGGGAUUGUCGAAGAUUGCGCAUUUGCAUUUGGCGGUAUGGCUCCGACAACAGCCAUAGCUAAUCAAGCGCAACAGGCGGUCGCCGGUAAGCGCUGGGCGGAGGUUGCAACACUCGAGGCUGGCAUUGAUGCGCUCCUCGAACAGUUUGACCUGGGAUACGGUGUGCCCGGAGGUAUGGCACAAUAUCGACGAGUUUUGACGAUUUCAAUGUUUUUCAGGUUCUGGCACGAGGUUGUACAUGAUUUGAGCCUUGCGAACGUCGAUGCAGAUCUCAUACAAGAGAUCCAUCGCGAUAUAUCAAAGGGCAACCGUGAUAACUACACCGCCUCGAUGAAGAACCGGGGCACCCAGACAGUGGGAAGACCAAUCCCCCACCUGUCGGCGCUGAAACACUGCACUGGUGAGGCAGAAUAUCUUGAGGAUAUGCCACGGCAGCACAAUGAACUGUUUGCUGCGUUAGUAUUGGCCAAGAGAGCUCACGCAGAGCUGGUCAGCGUUGACUACACAGCCGCAUUAGCAAUGCCUGGGGUUGUAGGCUAUCUUGACAAAAACAGCCCGCCAAAAGGAACCAAUAUAUGGGGUCCAGUAAUUCACGAUGAAGCACUUUUCGCAGAUGGAACCAUUCAUUACUAUGGUCAGGUCAUCGCAUUGAUCUAUGCAGAGACCGCUCUCCAAGCCCGAGCGGCUGCCGACCGUGUUGAAGUUGUCUACAAUGAUCUACCGGCAAUCUUCACCAUUGAUGAGGCAAUCAAGGCCAACAGCUUUUUUUCGCAUGGCAAGCAGCUCAGGAAAGGUGAUGCAGUUGGAGGGUCUCUUGAUGAGGCCUGGUCAAACUGCGACUACAUUGUCGAAGGCACCACCAAUAUGGGCGGCCAAGAGCACUUUUACUUGGAGACCAACGCUGCGCUCGCCAUCCCCCACUCUGAAGACGGCUCAAUGGAAGUUUAUUGCUCGACGCAAAACUUGAUGGAGAACCAGGUGUUUGUGGCGCAAGUAUUGGGAGUCCCGAUGAGCCGAGUCAACAUGAGAGUGCGUCGCAUGGGCGGCGCCUACGGCGGCAAAGAGUCGAGGAGUACGCCAAUUGCCAUGUACAUCGCUCUCGCCGCACGAAAAUCAAACCGACCUGUGCGUAUGAUGCUAAACCGAGACGAGGACAUGUCCAUUAGUGGUCAAAGGCAUCCUUUUCAGUCUCGGUGGAAGGUAGGAGUCAAGUCCGACGGCAAGAUUCAAGUACUUGAUAUGGACUUGUACAACAACGGAGGUGCUUCUCUUGACAUGACAGGCGCAGUCAUGGACCGCGCUUGUACUCACAUCGACAACUGUUACUACUUUCCUCAUGCUUGGAUCAGAGGGUGGCUUUGCAAGACCAACACAGUAAGCAAUACAGCAUUCCGUGGAUUUGGCGGCCCUCAGGGCAUGUAUAUGUGUGAGAGCAUUAUGUACAAAAUUUCAGAGACGUUGAACAUCGACAUCGAUGAGUUGCGUCUUCGUAAUCUCUAUAAGAUUGGCCAGAGAACUCCUUUCCUCCAGGAGAUUACAGACGACUUCCAUAUUCCUACAAUGCUGGAGCAGCUUACGGUCAACGCCGACUACGAAAAGCGAAAGGCUGAAAUCAAAGAAUUCAAUGCCAAGUCUCGCUUUAAGAAGCGAGGCAUUAGCAAGAUUCCUACCAAGUUUGGCUUGAGCUUCGCAACCGCGCUGCAUCUAAACCAAGCCGGUGCUUACGUGAAGAUAUAUGAAGACGGUUCCGUUCUUCUCCACCACGGCGGAACGGAGAUGGGGCAGGGCCUCUACACCAAGAUGGCCCAGGUUUGCGCAGAGGAGCUAGGAGUCAGCGUGGACGAUGUCUUCAACAAGGACUCACAAACUGACCAAGUUGCCAACGCCUCACCAACCGCAGCAUCCUCCGGAAGCGACCUAAACGGGCAAGCAGUCAAGAAUGCUUGCGAUCAGCUCAGGGAGCGUUUAGCGCCGUACCGCGAGAAAUACGGCGCCGACGCGCCCAUGUCCAAGAUUGCGCACGCCGCAUACUUGGACAGAGUCAACCUUGCCGCCAAUGGAUUUUGGAAAAUGCCACGAAUUGGGUACGAAUGGGGCAACUGGAAGGAUCCGCUGCCAAUGUACUACUACUGGACCCAGGGAGUUGCAAUUAGUGAAGUCGAGCUUGAUACUUUGACAGGAGACUCAACGGUACUCAGGACUGAUAUCAUGAUGGACAUCGGCCGGUCCAUCAACCCGGCGAUAGAUUAUGGGCAAAUUGAGGGUGCGUUUGUUCAGGGACAAGGCCUGUUCACAAUGGAAGAAUCGCUGUGGACCAAGUCUGGAGAGCUUUUCACCAAGGGCCCGGGAACGUACAAAAUUCCAGGUUUCUCUGACAUUCCCCAAGAGUUUAACAUUUCGACAUUGCAACAUGACUCAGAAGGCAACCCGAUCAGCUGGACCAAGCUGCGGUCCAUCCAGAGUAGCAAAGGCACAGGGGAGCCUCCGCUUUUCUUGGGCUCGACGGUCUUCUUCGCUUUGAGAGAGGCAGUCAAGGCUGCUCGAGAGAUGAACAAUGUGAAGACACCGUUGAUUUUGAACGCCCCAAGCACGGCGGAGAAGUUGAGAUUAGCUGUGGCGGAUGAUUUGGUCCGCCGGGCUGCAGUAAAGCCCAAAGAGGGGGAGAAGGAGUGGUUCAUCAGGAUUGAAACCUAA
Messenger RNA from Colletotrichum truncatum, 4494 nucleotides. Its product is annotated as xanthine dehydrogenase. NCBI's taxonomy places the organism in Eukaryota, Fungi, Ascomycota, Sordariomycetes, Glomerellales, Glomerellaceae. The record is from RefSeq and is a predicted model, not a curated record. Gene Ontology annotation, molecular function: FAD binding; oxidoreductase activity; 2 iron, 2 sulfur cluster binding.